CAAGAUGGAAGUGUGGCUUAAAGUGAUAAACAAAGAAAACACCACCAGAAAAUUUUCUCUCUCUAGAAAUUGAAGUUAGAGAGAAAACUAUAGAGCAGUUCAUCAAUGGAAAUCACUUCAAGAUUACAUGAGAGAGAAAACCCAUCUCCGGCCAACUCUCCGAACAGCCACGACAGCAGUAGCAACAGCAAUGGACAUGCCGGCUGCGGCGGCAGCGGCGGCGGUGGCGGUGGUGGUGCCACCACACAAACCCCACCAUUAACUCCGAAACCCGUUUCGAGAUCCGAACCCAAUCCAUACCCAACCACUUUCGUCCAAGCUGACACCAAUAACUUCAAACAAGUAGUUCAGAUGCUAACAGGAUCCUCGGAAACCGCCAAAAAUGCUUCAUCGAAGCCAACCCAACAACCAGAUCCCGCUCCGGCGAAGGUAUCAAUACCUCCGAUUAAAACGGGUCAACAGAAGAAACAAGGUUUCAAGCUCUACGAGCGUCGGAACAGCUUGAAAAACGGGUUGAUGAUAAACCCGAAUUCAGUUCCUAAAUUCGGGCACGGGUCAUCGCCGAGAUUCCAUGAAAUACUUUCCCCGAGCAUUCUGGAUUUUCCGUCGCUUGUUCUCAGUCCAGUGACGCCGUUGAUCGAAGACCCAUUUAACAAAUCGUCGCCGUCAAUCGGGAAUUCAUCGGAGGAAGAUAGGGCAAUUGCGGAGAAGGGGUUUUACCUGCACCCAUCGCCUAGGGCGGCGACACCACGAGGGACGCCGGAGCCACAGCUCUUACCUCUGUUUCCGGUGACUUCGCCGCGGGUUACGGGGUCGCCGUCAUAGAUAACCAAUAAUUAUGGGUUGUUGAAACUUAAAGGUUAGAGAUCUUUUGCUCCAAUUGUACAAUUUGGAUCUCUGUGAUUCCAUUUUUCUCAGAGAAUGAAAACAUGAUUUUAAUUUCCA
This is a messenger RNA of Lactuca sativa (garden lettuce), 945 nucleotides long. Its product is annotated as VQ motif-containing protein 4. The record is from RefSeq and is a predicted model, not a curated record. NCBI's taxonomy places the organism in Eukaryota, Viridiplantae, Streptophyta, Magnoliopsida, Asterales, Asteraceae.